GUCACGCCGCCCGACGCCCGCUCGGCAGGGUGAGCCCCGCGCCCGGCGCCUCGCAGGGCAGGACCCUGGGCCGGAGCGCGCGCCGGGACUGCCCACGUCUCCGUGUCCGCGUGUCCGAGCCCGCGCGUCCGUGUCCGCGCCCUCGUGCCUAUCCCCGCGUGUCCGUGCGCCUACCGCCAGCCAGGAAAAUCAUUUUUCUUCUCUGGAGGGUGAACAUUUAUAGCAUCGAUUUCACGGAUCUGGUAACAUGGCAAAAGAUGUGUUGUGUCCUUAGUAGCUGUUCACCCCUCCGCAGUAAACACGCUUGGGAAGCAGCUCUUGCCAAAAACGUUCGGACAGUCCAAUGUCAACAUUGCACAGCAAGUGGAAACGCAACAGGAAAGGAGAGAAGAACGGUAAGGGCCUGAGGCACUUCUCCAUGAAGGUCUGUGAGAAAGUGCAGAGGAAGGGAACCACAUCCUAUAAUGAGGUGGCUGACGAGCUUGUUGCAGAGUUCAGUGCUGCCGAUAAUCACAUCUUACCAAACGAAUCCGCUUAUGACCAGAAGAACAUAAGACGGCGAGUCUAUGAUGCCUUAAAUGUGCUGAUGGCCAUGAACAUCAUCUCUAAGGAGAAGAAGGAGAUCAAGUGGAUCGGUCUGCCCACCAACUCGGCUCAGGAAUGUCAGAAUUUAGAGGUAGAGAGACAAAGAAGACUUGAAAGAAUAAAACAGAAACAGUCUCAACUUCAAGAACUUAUUCUACAGCAAAUUGCCUUCAAGAAUCUGGUGCAGAGAAACCGCCAGGCAGAGCAGCAGGCCAGCCGGCCACCCCCGCCCAACUCUGUCAUCCACCUGCCUUUCAUCAUCGUGAACACCAGCAAGAAGACUGUCAUCGACUGCAGCAUUUCUAACGACAAAUUUGAGUAUCUAUUCAAUUUUGACAACACGUUUGAAAUCCAUGAUGACAUAGAAGUGCUGAAACGCAUGGGGAUGGCCUAUGGGCUGGAAUCUGGAAGCUGCUCCGCUGAAGACCUCAAAGUGGCAAGAAGUUUGGUGCCGAAAGCGCUGGAACCCUAUGUGACAGAAAUGGCUCAGGGAUCACUCAGCAGUGUAUUCAUCACGUCGUCGGUUUCGACCUCUAAUGGCACAAGGCUUUCUGCCAGUGACUUGACCAACGGUGCGGACGGGAUGCUGGCCACAAGCUCCAGUGGGUCUCAGUACAGCGGGUCCAGAGUAGAGACCCCUGUGUCCUAUGUCGGGGAGGACGACGACGAGGACGAAGAGUACAAUGAAAACGACGAAGAAGACUGAUGUUCUCGCUCGCAGGUCCUGCCCUCCCUCAAGUUAAGCUUCAGGAAAACAUGUUUAGAGAAGAGAAACUUUUUUUAAUGUGUUUUUUUCUGUUUCUUUUUGGCCUUCUCCCAAGAAGAUAUUGGUAAGCUAUUGAAUUCGAUGUGCACCUCCGAUAAGCAAGCCAGGGUUGUUUUCUGUCGGGUCUUUUAAGAUGGGCUGCGGUGUGUAUGGGUUCCAGUGUGCUGAUGCAGGACCUCUAUUUACUUUUUAGGAUUUUGUGUUUUCAUUUUCUAUUUUUUUAAAUUCACAGUUGAUUUUUGCCCCGUUACAAUUCUUGCUGAGUUUGCUGAAUAAGCUCUACUCCAUCCACAUCAACGAAAAUAAAACACCAUCCAGUGGAGGCAGGUGCACCACCCAGAAUGCUCUUCUCAGUGUGUUGUGAAUGGUGCCACCUGCUGGCCGAGGGUGAGGCUCCAGGAAGAGUUUCGCAUUGUUAAAUCAUGUGGUAUCCCAAGAACUAAGCAAAUGCAAAGCUCUGCUUUUCAACAUUAAGCGCCAUAAAUCUUGUUAUGACUUUUUUUUCUCUUAAAUUAUAUUGACUGUGAUUCCCUCAAGUUUAUACUUUUUUUUUUCUCUCUAUUUUGCAACAAACAAAUUGCAAAGUUCAUUUUUUUUGUUUGUUUUUGUUUGGUAAAAGUUUACUGCCAUGCUGAUGCAGCUAUGAAAACUGUCUGGAAGGCUUGGAAUGGUUUAUUGCUUAUGGUAAAAUUUGCCUGAUUUCUUACAGGCAUUGUUUGGAAACUUUUUAUUAUAUAGGUGUUUACAUACUUAUAAGUCUAUCAUUUAAAGACAUGUACUGAAACAAAUGUUGUAUUUGUUUCGUAAGCAUCUUCCUGUAAUCUAUUAUAAAGUUGAAAUUAAAUAUAGAGAAUGUUUUAACAGUUUUUUAACUCAAAAUUUGUCAAUCAUUUUUAAUAGUUCUUUUUUUAUAAAAAGAAAAAGGAAUUUCGGGACAGGCAGUAGCCUCUUUUAAAAUUUAUUCACAAAGAACCAUUAGCUGCACAGUUGCUGUUAGCUGCCUGUUCUAAAACAAUAGUCUUUUUAUUGAAACACAAAUAAAAUUUUCUGUAAUAUUUUAUGGAAUAUAAAGAGACUUUAAUUGUUUGACUUGUUUAACUUGGCACUGUUAGUUUUUAUUAAUAAAACGCGCAUGGGCAUUUUAAA
Hipposideros armiger (great roundleaf bat) is the source of this 2497-nucleotide messenger RNA. It is a transcript of the gene TFDP1, whose product is annotated as transcription factor Dp-1. The record is from RefSeq and is a predicted model, not a curated record. Gene Ontology annotation, biological process: regulation of transcription by RNA polymerase II; regulation of cell cycle. Gene Ontology annotation, cellular component: nucleus; transcription regulator complex. NCBI's taxonomy places the organism in Eukaryota, Metazoa, Chordata, Mammalia, Chiroptera, Hipposideridae. The coding region runs from base 344 to 1291 and encodes 315 amino acids. The transcript is spliced from 10 exons. Gene Ontology annotation, molecular function: RNA polymerase II transcription regulatory region sequence-specific DNA binding; DNA-binding transcription factor activity, RNA polymerase II-specific.